UACAUUUAGAAGGUAACCGUUGUGACGUCUUCGCUGAUUCGAAUGUUCGCGUUGCUAGGUAACCAGAGCAGAUCGUUCCAUCGUGACCUUGAAACCGCACGGACUUUGUCAAAGCUGUCAGGGAUUGAGAGAGACAAGUUUUUUUAAGGAUGGGUGACGCGGAGAAAGGGAAGAAGACAUUUGUGCAGAAGUGUGCGCAGUGUCACACGGUGGAGGCCGGCGGGAAACACAAAGUCGGGCCGAACUUAUCCGGAGUGUUCGGGCGGAGGACUGGUCAAGGAGUGGGGUUCGCUUACACCGACGCCAACAAGAACAAAGGUAUAACAUGGAAUGAGGAGACCCUGGAUAUCUACCUCACCAACCCUAAGAAGUACAUCCCGGGGACUAAGAUGGUGUUUGCCGGCAUCAAGAAAGCCAAGGAACGCAAGGACCUCAUCGCUUACAUCAAGCAAGCCUGCUCCUAAAUGGCUCCAUCCCUGUGCAGUUGCCAAGAAAUGCAGAAGCAGUGUAAUGGCAGAGACAUGUGCUUACCUUGAAUUUCCUCAUUUGCCCAUCAUCAAGAUCAUUGGAAAUAACAUGUCUUAAUUCACUUUUAAGAUUUAAUGUCUUAAAGAUUUCUUAAUCUCUUAACAUGAGAUGUUGAACUCACAGGAUUCUGUAAUCCAAAUAAAUUGUCAUUGAAUAAAAUGCUGACAACAUGG
Messenger RNA from Branchiostoma belcheri (Belcher's lancelet), 701 nucleotides. Its product is annotated as cytochrome c-like. Bases 150 to 464 code for a protein of 104 amino acids. Lineage: Eukaryota; Metazoa; Chordata; Leptocardii; Amphioxiformes; Branchiostomatidae. The transcript has 2 exons. Gene Ontology annotation, molecular function: electron transfer activity; heme binding. Gene Ontology annotation, biological process: mitochondrial electron transport, ubiquinol to cytochrome c; mitochondrial electron transport, cytochrome c to oxygen. The record is from RefSeq and is a predicted model, not a curated record. Gene Ontology annotation, cellular component: mitochondrial intermembrane space.